GCCCUCUCUCGCCUGCGCAAGGAACUCGACAUGCUGCAUCGCGAGCCUCCGCCUGGCAUCAGCGCCUGGGCCAAGGAGGACGGCUCCUUUGAGAUUGAGGCCGUGAUCCACGGGGCGGAGGACACGCCGUACGCGCGGGGCAGCUUCCACCUGCUGCUCGCCGUGCCGGAGCGGUACCCCUUCGAGCCUCCGCGCUUCACCACUCCCAUCUACCACCCGAACAUUGACUCUGCCGGCCGCAUCUGCCUCGACAUCCUCAACAUGCCUCCCAAGGGCGCGUGGAAGCCGUCGCUCAACCUGCCGACCGUCCUCUCGUCGAUCCAGCUCCUCAUGUCCCACCCCAACCCCGACGACGGGCUCAUGGUCGAGAUUACGCACGAGUACAUCCACCACCCCGAGAGGUUCAAGCAGACGGCAGAGGAGCGCACCCGCCGCCAUGCG
Molecule: messenger RNA, 441 nt
Organism: Emiliania huxleyi CCMP1516
Lineage: Eukaryota; Haptophyta; Isochrysidales; Noelaerhabdaceae
Exons: 4
Source: RefSeq, a predicted model, not a curated record